AUGGCAUCCGCCCUCAAACCACACGCCCUCCGCCUCGGCCGAAGCACCCUCCUCACCCCCACCGCCCGCACCGGCCUCCUCUCCCUGCGCACCACAAAACCCCCCCUCACAACCCCCGCCACCCCCUCCACACGCCGGCACAAAUCCGGGCCCUACGGCUACACGCAAGCCAAAACCCUCGUCUUCUCGUCCUUCGGCGAGCCCGCCGACGUGCUCCACCUGCACACCUCCUCCAUCUCCCCGCAGCUGCGCGACGGCGCCGCGCUGCUGCGCGCCCUGGCCGCGCCCGUCAACCCGGCCGACGUCAACACCAUCCAGGGCACCUACGGCUCCCGCCCGGCUUUUUCGUCCCUGCUGGGCACGGCGGAGCCGGCGGCGGUGCCCGGGAAUGAGGGGUGUUUUGAGGUUGUUGCGGUUGGGGGUGGGGUGACUGGGUUGGGGAGGGGGGAUUGGGUCAUCCCCGCGGUGGGGGGGUUUGGGACGUUCCGCACGCAUGUGGUGGUGGAGGAGGCGGAGAGGGUGCUGUUUCGGGUUGGGGGGGAGAGGGGCGUGGAAGGGCUGACGGCGAAGCAGGUGGCGACGGUGAGUGUGAAUCCGUGUAGUGGGUACAGGAUGCUGAAGGAUUAUGUGGAUUUGGUGGAUUUGAGUGUGAAGAGCUUUGCGAGGGGGGAGGGGGCGACGGGGGGUGCGUGGUUCUUGCAGAAUGGCGCGAAUAGCGGGGUUGGGCGGUCGGUGAUUCAGCUGGGGAAGUUGUGGGGGCUGAGGAGCAUCAACGUGGUCCGGGAGCGGGCGACCCCCGAGGAGACGGAGGCGUUGAAGAGCGAGCUGAAGGAGCUGGGCGCGACGGUGGUGGUCACGGAGAGCGAGUUCCUCGAUCGGUCGUUCACGGCGCGACUGAAGGAGGAGUGGACGCGGGGCGACAAAGAGCCGUUGAUGCUGGGGCUGAACUGCGUCGGCGGCAAGUCGGCGUCGGCCAUGGUCAAGGCGCUGAGCCCCAAGGGCUGCAUGGUCACAUACGGCGGCAUGUCGAGGCAGAGCUUCCCAUUCCCGACGGGGCCGCAGAUCUUCAAGCGGCUGCGGUUUGAAGGUUUCUGGCUGAGCGAGUGGGCCAAGGAGAACCCGGCCGAGAAGCGGAAUACCGUGAACGAGAUUCUGGACCUGAUGCGGGACGGCAAAUUCAAAGAGGCACCGUUCAAGGAGGUGGAGUGGAACUGGGAUACUGAAGAGAAGGUACUCAAAGACGCCAUUCAAGGCACAUUGGAGGGUUUCCGGGGUGGGAAGGGCCUCUUUGUAUUCGGGGAGACCUAA
Messenger RNA from Chaetomium fimeti, 1308 nucleotides. RefSeq names its product alcohol dehydrogenase-like protein. The record is from RefSeq and is a predicted model, not a curated record. The transcript has a single exon. Bases 1 to 1308 code for a protein of 435 amino acids. Gene Ontology annotation, cellular component: mitochondrion. Gene Ontology annotation, biological process: fatty acid metabolic process. NCBI's taxonomy places the organism in Eukaryota, Fungi, Ascomycota, Sordariomycetes, Sordariales, Chaetomiaceae. Gene Ontology annotation, molecular function: trans-2-enoyl-CoA reductase (NADPH) activity.